Molecule: messenger RNA, 1519 nt
Organism: Liolophura sinensis
Lineage: Eukaryota; Metazoa; Mollusca; Polyplacophora; Chitonida; Chitonidae
Product: alpha-tubulin N-acetyltransferase 1-like
Exons: 11
Coding region: 73-1470 (465 amino acids)
Biological process (GO): alpha-tubulin acetylation
Cellular component (GO): microtubule
Molecular function (GO): tubulin N-acetyltransferase activity
Source: RefSeq, a predicted model, not a curated record
UCAAACUACUUGACAGUAACAGUUUAACAUAAAACUUUAUUUAUUGAUUUAGUUAAAGAAAAUAUUUUUACCAUGGAGUUUGAUUUUAACAUCAAUAUGCUUUUUGGCGAUGUCGUAAGCAAAGUCGACCAUAGAGUGAUGCCGUUUAAUCGAUCGGCUGACCUAUUUAAAGAACAUCGCAGCCUUAUGAUGAAAGUGCUUGAUAGGAUGGGAGAGGCUUCUGCCAAGGCUCAAGGAUUACAUGGACCAAUAACAUCAGGCAGAAAACUGGAGUUGUCAGAUCAUCACUUGUAUAUCAUGAAGGACCCGGAUAAAAAUGGUAGCUCUGGUGUGGUGAUUGGGUUUAUAAAAGUUGGUCGUAAGAAGUUAUUCGUGUAUGAUAACAACGGUGUGCAGCACGAGAUGAACCCGCUGUGCGUCCUCGACUUUUACGUUCAUGAGUCCCGGCAGAGAAGGGGGUGUGGCAGACGAUUGUUUCAGCAUAUGCUUCAGAGUGAGUCAGUGAAAGCCCAACAUUUGGCUAUAGACAGGCCCUCUGCCAUGUUCACUGGGUUUUUACAGAAGCACUAUGGACUUAAGGUUGUUGUUCCACAAGUCAACAAUUUUGUAGUCUUUGAUGGCUUCUUCAAAGAGAGAACAGACAUGCUGGGUCGUGGUGGGAGGACAGGUUCUGCAGGCAGACCCCCCGUUUUCCCUUACAGGAGACCAGAUGUUCACAGUAGAGGAGGCCAUGAUCAGAUUGACCGCUUCGGCAGACGGACGUACCACCCGCCCUCCACACGACCGCCCUCUGGCAGGAGACAGAGUUCAGCCACUAUCAAAAUAGAACAAGAGAAGUCUGCUUUGAAAGAUGUCUGUGUGAGACCAUUACCCAUGGAGGUAGAAACAAAGACACACGUCCAAUCUGACCUAUGCAGGAAAACACCUCCACUUGAAUCUUUACAUCUAAAUCUGAACGGUUUGACACGACGACCUGGUAGUCAGUCAGGCAUGACUGCAGGGGUCAGUCGGUAUAGCCGACAUGGCAGAAGUAGUGCAACUCCUCCUCCUCGGCAAAACAGUGCAAACCGGUCCAGACAAAAUAGUGCCACACAGCAGAGACAGAGGGAUGUUAUGAUCUCAAAUAAUGCAGUCAUUGCAGCCCCAGAUGUGAAUGGAAAUAUUGGAAUGACAAAACGAGAAACCACUCCCCCGUUACUACGUCGGGAAGUGACACCUGUCAAUCACCAUGACUACAUGACGAGAGGAGGGCACUUGAAACUGGCACCAAAUGCAACAGUCCCAAGUCUUCCAAGUGUGAACACUCACCAAGCAACCUGUAAAGAGCCAACCAGUGCCAUGUCAAAAGCAGACAGUUUAGCCAGAAAUUUGACAUCAAAUACAACAUGGACAGUGUUUGGUAUUAUACCUUCAGGAUAUCAACAUAGACAGUACAGUCAACACAAAUAUCAUCACACAAAACUGUGGUGAUGCAGGGGGAUGUGUUCGGUGUUAUGCCUUCAGGAUAUCAGCAAAGACA